AUGACCCGCGUCAUGGGAAGGGCUGCCUCGGCCACGGUCAGGCGCGCUCCUAGCCGGGCCGUUGAGAGGAGAGCUCGAAGACACAAAGUCAUUAUGGAAUCUGUGACUCAAGAGAAGAAGAAACUUCGAAGUGUCCAUGUUCAUCGGAUAGGUUACCAUUUUCCCAGUACUGUGGUCGCAGCUGUCUGUUCUGAGCAAGGUCUUUAUCUCACAAGCAACGGUAAAACGUUACCUAUCUAUGCCAUGGGCAGGAUAGAAACCCAGACGCGGGCUGCAUCCGAAGCCUCUCAGAAAACGAUCAACACAGAAGCUCGAAAUACCAUCAGAGAUCUUUUCCCAAACAUACCUGACAAUGAUUUGAGCCAAAUUAUCACGACUGCCUUUCAAAAGGGCCAGAAAAAAGUUGGAACGGCCACCGAAUUGCCUCUUCCUCGCAGAGCGCAACUUGCGGUGGUUGCUCACAUUCGACAUGUCUACACUAACUAUGAUCGCCUUCUGAAAACGACCUCAUUCCACGAAGCAAGAACAACCGUUGAACACCCGACUUUAGCCAAAGUCAUUGAAUGGCGAGGGGACGAUGAGAAUGGACAGACAGUCCUUGAGGAUGUCUUCCGCGAAGUGAUUGUCAUUUCCGACGAUGAAGACAGUGAAUCUGAAGAAGAUGCCGUUUCUAUAGCAGGUCAUCAAAACACCAGCGUGGAGAUACUUCCCAUCGAUGCCCGGAUCCAUGAAACCCGCACUCAGCCUAUCAGCAAUGCGAAAUCUAGUCAGGACUUCCCCCGGGACUUGUCAGAGGAAGCACCACCUGGAUUCCGGUUUGUUACAAGAGUUCCCGCAAAUCAUUACGAUAAUCGCCGUGGAUUCAGCAGAUACCAAGCAUGGAAUCGUGCCAUCAAGGAAUACAGAGAGGGUAUACAGGGCACUGAACAACCCAGAUUUUCCGGUGCUCUGGCAGAAAAGCAAAGCCCGCGAUACACAGAAAAACGCACUGCUGCACCAGAAACACCCCCUGCUAGACGCCAGGAUGCUCUUCCCCAGCACCCCGAGGUUCAUCGGCGAGUCAUUCCAGGCUCGGCCAGCAUUGAUAACCAGGGACAGCGUAUGCCUACUAUUCCACUAAUGGACCGACAGGUGGCCAAGAGACAUGUAGGUGUCCAGGAUAAUCACAUUCAUUUGGACGCCCAGCAAAGUUCCUCGGCCUAUAAACUCAACAAAACCGGACUAACCACCCAGGAAUCACCCGAGUUGCAAGUAUUGGAAGAGCUUUGCGGACCCAGGGAGAUUUAUCGUCGCGCUGAGCUUGCCCCAGGACACCGCCCCCAGGAACAACCCCAAUUUCGUCGGGACUUUAUGCCAAUGGAGCAACUAUCUGCUGUAGGAUACCAACGCCCGGUUGCCUAUGUCAGUGGCCAACAUGGCCAAGAUUCAAGGUCAGUUUUGGAUCGCCAACGUGUGAGCGGACCACAGGAGCAUCGUUCUCCGAAUUUGGUCUCGGGCUCUAGUGUUAUUGUCUCGGGGGGCGAACGCACCUUCAGAGCACCUCCGGCUGUUUCUGGACCCAGAAACAUGAACAUGGUCCACUUGCAGGAUGUUCCUCCCUUGAGGGUGGAUCCCAUUCCUCGGACAGAAAGACUGCCUCAUCAGUUGGAGAACAGGCCAAAUGCCCCUGUGUUCGUAAGUGGACCAAAGGAGAAGCCUCAGAAUAAUUUGGCCCCCGGGCGCCGUCCUGGCGUCACUUCCCCCCAAACCAGGCCAGGUUCAAACAUACAGGAUUCCGUCGUACCAUCAAUCGAAAAGAAUGGCUGGCAACCCGAAAGCUGGCGAGCCGACACUGCUCACCCUUUGGUCCAUAUGGCUAAUAGGAUGUCGCUUCGAUCAGUCACGCCUGGUCGACCACAGGGAGAGUUGAUACAUCACGCUGAUGCCAUUGAAAAGGACAGUAACGGUGAUCAGCCGAACAAGAAGAGACGCCUGGCAAGUCAAGGAUCUCGGAUUGACCCCCGGAUCGCAAGGCCUACGGGAUUCCCCAUCUCCGAAGGAUUCGGGCCCAGAGAGAUUUAUCGUCGUGCUGAGCCUGCACCAGAACAUUGGCAUCCUUACCAUGACCAUAAUCCCCGUUUGGAUCGCAUUCCCAGUGACCAGAGAGGGAUGCGACGAAAUCCCAUGGACGGUCGCAUUAUGCCAGAGAACCCCCAGGACAGGAGCUUAUACGCCGAUGGAUUCGUCCGACCUGUUGACCACCGUGAGCCCCCUUCGUUUGAAUACUCUUCUCGGCGCCUCGCUCCCGAGGCCAAGCCCAAGUCCAUGGGAGAUCUAUCUCAACCCACCCGGACCAGACAGAGAGACAUCGACUACCUUGGCACCAAGCAUAUCUCCCAGUCCCAGGUUUCGUCUGAUCAACGUGGCCCAUUACCCAUAAACUUGCGAGUGGCUCGUCCUGACCAUCUCCGCGCCUUCUCGGACUCCACGGCAAAGACUCAACCUCAUGCGUCUCCUCCCCAAGUCUCUCGGGAAAGACCACUCAGUGGCGGUGGAUUCAUCUCCUCGCGGUAA
Penicillium soppii is the source of this 2553-nucleotide messenger RNA. Its product is annotated as DUF2293 domain-containing protein. The transcript is spliced from 3 exons. The record is from RefSeq and is a predicted model, not a curated record. Bases 1 to 2553 code for a protein of 850 amino acids. Lineage: Eukaryota; Fungi; Ascomycota; Eurotiomycetes; Eurotiales; Aspergillaceae.